CGCACUGAGACGCCUGUUUGUGGCGUCAUCGCCGUGAGACGGAGGUAGCGCAGGACCCCGCACGUGUCUCCUGGGAGACGGCAGCAUGCGGCGGCCUAACAUCUUGCUGACCGGUACCCCUGGUGUUGGCAAAAGCACCCUCGGCAAAGAGCUUGCAUCCAGGACUGGGCUGACAUACAUCAGUGUGGGUGACCUGGCAAAAGAAGAAGAAUUGUAUGAUGGUUUCGACGAGGAGUAUGAAUGCCCAAUUUUGGAUGAAGACAGGGUAAUUGAUGAACUAGAAGACAAAAUGAGUGAGGGUGGAGUUAUUGUCGAUUACCAUGGCUGUGACUUCUUCCCUGAACACUGGUUUCAUAUAGUAUUUGUACUUCGUACAGACAACUCAUUUCUAUAUGACAGGCUCGAAAGCAGGGGCUACAAAGGGAAAAAGCUACAAGACAAUAUUCAGUGUGAAAUUUUUCAGACUCUUUAUGAGGAAGCCAUGUUGUCAUACAGCAAGGAAAUUGUACACCAGUUACCCAGCAACACUCCUGAAGACCUAGAGAGAAAUGUGGAUCAGAUUGUGCAAUGGAUUGAACAGUGGUCAAAGGACAACAAUUGACAAUUGGUGAAAAAGCAACUGUUCUGGUUUUGAUUGGGAUAGACUUAAUUUUCUUCUUUUCAGCUUCCCAGGCUACCCUGCCAACACAGAUCAUGAAUUAUAGAAUGGCUUGUUUUGGAAGGCACUUAAAGCUCACCUAGUACAGUGCUGUUCAUGUAACCAGCUACCUGUUGGGCCCCUCCAUCCCAGCAUUCAUCAGUGGUCUCUCUUUUGAUCAGUAUUCUCAUUAGGAUUCUCAGGAUAAAAUAUCAUCUGACUCUUUUCUAACUCUGUAAUUGGUAUAGAGGUUCCAGACCUAGCUUCUGUUUAUCAGCUAAUUUACCCAGACUCUAAAAUUCUGGCUUGUUUUCUGAGACUAAGUCAAGAUCUAUCUCUUGUUCAUUUUCUUCUAAUUUAUACUGCAAAACUUAUUCCUGAUUUAAUGUGUCUGACAGUGCCACAUGAAGUUACUAACUGGUAUUACACUUAGCAGUUAAUAGGCUCUGCAGGCUUUUCACUUAUUCCUGCAAGAAUGCAACCAUUUCAUCACUAAUUUAUCUAACCAAAUGUGUCUCUGGACUGUUACCAGUGCUGCUCCCAGUACAGUAUAUGCUAUGGCUUCUCUUUUCCUUUACUGCAGUUUUUGUUCUUUCACAAGUCUUGUGAUUCUGCUUUAGCUUUGGGAUUGUGCCAGUUGUUCUGAGUCCCCAGUGGGGAAGGGCAAAUGCUGUACCUUUGCAGCUUUUCAGUAAUGGGAGCAGUCAGACACCAGUGUUAAUUGGGCAACUGUGGCUUGCCACUACUCAAACCUCUACCAGUGUAUAGCCUUCCUGGAGUACAGCUGAGAGAUUGCUUCCCAACACUUCCCGUCCACAGAAUCAGGUAGAAUAUCAACAUCCCUCAUACCUCUCUCAACUUAGAGCUUUGCUUGCACAGUUAGCAGGAUUCUCUCAAUUUUGGAAGGUCCAAAGGCUUCCUCUCAGCUACAUGCCAGCCUGCCAUGGACUGGGUUUCCACCCUGCAGAUCAGGCUGCUCAGGGCCCCAUCCUACCUGAUAGUGAACACCUCCAGGGAUGGGGCAUCCACCAAUUCUCAGGGCAACCUGUGCCAGGGCCUCACCACCUUCUGGGUGAAGAAUUUUUUUCUAACAUGUAAUCUAGAUUUUCCCUAUUUGAGUUUAAAGCGAUUCCCUUUAUCCUAUUACUACUAGUCCAUGUAAAAAUCAAUCCUCCUGCUUUUAUAAGCUCCCUUCAAGUAAUGGAAGGUUGCAGUGAGACAACCCUGGAGCCUUCUUGCUAAACAAGCCCAAUUUUUCUCAACCUUUUUUUAUAAGUCAGGUGCUCCAGCCCUCUGAUUGUGCUGUGGCUCUCCUCUGGACCCACUCCAACAGCUCCACAGUCUAUGCUGUGGCCCUAGGCUUGGAUGCAGUGCUGCAGAUGGGGCCUCACGAAGGCAUAGUAGUGGGGGACAGUCCCUUUCCUCUCCCUGCUGCCACCUCUGUUGAUGCAGCCCAGGAUACAGUUGACCGUCUGGGCCUCAAAAGUACAGCGCUGGCUCAUGUACAGCUUUUUUCCACUGGGACCCCAAAGUCCUCCUCUGCAGGGCUGCUCUCAGUGAGUUCUGCUUCCAGUCUGUACAUAUGUCAGGGAUUACUGUCACACAAGUUCAGUACUUAGCUUUGCUUAAUUUUGUUCUGUUCAUGUGGGCCCACUCUUUCAAGCAUGUCUGGAUCCAUCUGGAUGGUGCCCACCCUUCCAUUGUGUUAACUGCACCACACAGCUUAGUGUCAUCAACACACUUGCUGAGGGCACACUCAAUCCCACUAAGUCAUUGAUAAAGAUGUUGGACAAUACCAGUACCAAGAUGGACCCCAGGGGACGCCGCUUGUCAUCAGUCUUCAUCUGGACAUAGAGCUGUCCACCACAGCCCUCUGGCUGUGACCAUCCAACCCAUUAUUUAUACACACAGUAGUCCACCCUUCACAUUCCUGUCUCCAAUUUGAAGAUAAGAACGUGUUGUGUGAUCAUGAUAAAAGCCUUGCACAAGUCCAGGUUGAUGAUAUCAUUUGCCUUUCCUUUGUCUACUGAUGCUGUCAAGCUGUCAUAGAAGGCCACCAGAGUGGUCAGGCAGGAUCUGCCCUCUGUGAAGCCGUGCUGGCUGUCUCAAAUUACCUCCUCACAUGUGCUUCAGCGCUGGUACCUUCCACGAGGGUCUGUACCACCAUCUCCUCCAGCACAGAGGUCGGGACAGGAUUCUGAGGUUGACAAGAACCUGAGAGCUGACCCAAACUGGCAACGGGUGUCCUGUACUGUGUAGUGAAAUUGGGAACCAUAAAACUGAGGAGAGUUGGCUGGAGGAUUUGCUGCUGCUUGGGAAUUGUCUGGAUGUCAGUGGCUGGUGAGGAAUUGCACUGUGUGUCACAUGUUGUGUAUGAUGUGGGGUUUUUAGAUCAUUAUUAUUAAACUGUGCCUCAAACCUC
Coturnix japonica (Japanese quail) is the source of this 3059-nucleotide messenger RNA. It is a transcript of the gene AK6, whose product is annotated as adenylate kinase 6. The record is from RefSeq and is a predicted model, not a curated record. Gene Ontology annotation, molecular function: AMP kinase activity; ATP hydrolysis activity; ATP binding. Lineage: Eukaryota; Metazoa; Chordata; Aves; Galliformes; Phasianidae. Gene Ontology annotation, cellular component: nucleus; cytoplasm.